Molecule: messenger RNA, 3278 nt
Organism: Brassica oleracea var. oleracea
Lineage: Eukaryota; Viridiplantae; Streptophyta; Magnoliopsida; Brassicales; Brassicaceae
Product: DNA polymerase I B, chloroplastic/mitochondrial
Exons: 12
Coding region: 70-3051 (993 amino acids)
Biological process (GO): double-strand break repair; DNA-templated DNA replication
Molecular function (GO): 3'-5' exonuclease activity; DNA-directed DNA polymerase activity; DNA binding
Source: RefSeq, a predicted model, not a curated record
UUUUUUUUAUCCCUUUUGAAGAGACUCCACAAUCCCUUCAAGCUGGGAAGACUAUCUUCACUUGCGGCCAUGGGGGUCUCUCUCCGCCACUUUUCUCCCUCUUCUUUCUGGGUCUCGGGCCGUCCUCGCGCUUCUUCUUCCGUUCUUUCGUUACUCGUUCCUCGCCAUAGAAUCCUUACCAGAAAAGUAGUUAUCACAAAUGGAAAUGCUAGAUAUUGCAGUGCUUCAGCUUCUGGUGGUUCCCAUGGGUUUCAGCAUUCAGGUCGUCAAGGGUCUUCUUCUACUGUUGAGUUUAGCGGAGAGUGGAAACUUAGUGUUGGAUCUAAGACUGCCAUAAUGGUUCCACCAACUGUGAAACUAACCGGUGCUGUAAGUGCUUGGAGAAAAGGGGAAGUCAAUCAGGAUGAUGCUUCUGGUAACGGCAGUAACUAUUUCAGAAGCUUCGUCCCAAAGAUAGAUUAUGGAAACUACCAGACCUUGGAUAACCAGCUAGAAUCCAGAGGUGACGUUGUUACCACGGUUGAUAGAGAGUUGAAUGGCUUUGCGCAACAGAAGAGUCAAAGAGGACCUCUCGUAGCGUUGCCAAGGGAGAAGAUAGAUGACAAGAAUACGGUAUCCAUUUCCAAAGUGGGAAAACGGACCGACCUGUCCAAAGUCCGUGCGAACCUUACAAAAAUAUAUAAUAAGGUUCGUGUUGUGGAUAGUGUGUCUACCGCAAAGGAAAUUGUGACUAAGCUCGUGAAUCAAUAUAGGGAUCUCGUCCAUGCGUGCGAUACAGAGGUGUCGAGGAUUGAUGUGAAGAGUGAAACACCUGUGGACCAUGGCGAGCUUAUAUGUUUCAGUAUAUAUUGUGGAUCAGAAGCUGACUUUGGAGAUGGAAAGUCAUGUAUAUGGGUGGAUGUUCUUGGCGAAAAUGGCAAGGAUGUCUUGGCUGAGUUUAAGCCAUUUUUCGAAGACUCAUCCAUAAAAAAAGUAUGGCAUAACUACAGCUUUGAUAACCACAUUAUAAGAAAUUACGGAAUCAACCUUUCUGGUUUUCAUGGUGAUACAAUGCACAUGGCACGAUUGUGGGAUUCGUCUAGACAGACAUCGGGUGGUUAUUCGCUGGAAGCACUCACAAGUGACCCAAGAGUUCUUGGGGGAACUGAUACAAAGGAGGAAGCAGAACUAUUCGGUAAAGUAUCAAUGAAGACGAUCUUCGGCAAGGGGAAACUGAAGAAAGAUGGAACCGAGGGGAAAGUGGUGGUCAUCCCACCUGUUGAAGAGCUGCAAAAGGAUGAUCGAGAAGCUUGGAUUUCGUACUCUGCACUGGAUUCCAUAAGCACACUAAAGCUUUACGAGAGCAUGAAGAAACAACUGCAAGCGAAGAAAUGGUUUCUUGAUGGGAAGCUGGUUUCGGGAAAGAACAUGUUUGACUUUUACCAAGAGUUUUGGCAACCUUUCGGUGAGCUUCUUGCUAAAAUGGAAGCGGAGGGGAUGCUAAUAGAUAGGGAGUAUCUUGCGCAGAUUGAGGUUGUAGCCAAGGCAGAACAGGAAGUUGCUGUUUCUAGGUUCCGGAGUUGGGCCUCGAAGCAUUGUCCUGAUGCAAAGCAUAUGAAUGUUGGCAGUGAUACGCAAUUGAGACAGCUCUUUUUCGGUGGCAUUUCUAACAGUUGUAGUGGUGAGGAUCUUCCAUAUGAAAAGCUGUUCAAAGUCCCCAAUGUUGAUAACGUGAUUGAAGAAGGCAAAAAAAGAGCCACAAAGUUCCGGAACAUCAAACUGCAUAGGAUUAGUGACAAUCCUCUGCCUACUGAAAAGUUCACCGCCUCAGGGUGGCCUUCUGUUAGUGGAGCUACUUUGAAAGCCUUAGCUGGGAAAGUCUCUGCAGCUUACGACUUUACAGAGGUCGCUGCAGAUGAUAAUUCUCUAGAAGAAAACAUGGGAGGAGAUGAGGAGUUUAUGUCGCUACCAGAUGAAAUUUUGGAAACGGAGAACUCAGAUACAUCUGCUUUUGGAACAGCGUUUGAUGCGUUUGGUGGGGGUGAAAGUGGAAAAGAGGCUUGCCAUGCAAUUGCUUCAUUAUGCGAAGUUUGCUCCAUUGAUUCUUUAAUAUCAAAUUUUAUUCUUCCUCUGCAGGGAAGUAAUGUGUCAGGCAAAGAUGGUCGUGUCCACUGCUCCCUGAAUAUCAACACUGAAACUGGGAGGUUGUCAGCUAGAAGGCCAAAUUUGCAGAACCAACCUGCGUUGGAGAAAGAUCGGUACAAGAUCCGUCAGGCCUUUAUAGCAUCUCCUGGAAAUUCUCUUAUUGUUGCUGACUAUGGGCAGCUGGAACUUAGGAUUCUGGCACAUCUUGCUCGCUGCAAAAGCAUGAUGGAAGCUUUCGUGGCCGGUGGUGACUUCCACUCGAGAACUGCCAUGAAUAUGUAUCCACAUAUUCGUGAAGCUGUCGAAAAUGGUCAAGUGCUCCUUGAAUGGCAUCCCCAACCUGGACAGGAGAAGCCACCAGUGCCAUUAUUAAAGGACGCCUUUGCUUCUGAGAGAAGAAAAGCUAAGAUGCUCAACUUUUCGAUUGCGUAUGGGAAGACUGCUAUUGGGCUUUCUAGAGACUGGAAGGUUUCGGUAGAAGAAGCUCAAGAGACGGUUAAUCUCUGGUAUAAUGACAGACAAGAAGUCCGGAAAUGGCAAGAACUACGCAAGAAAGAAGCUAUACAAAAUGGGUAUGUGCUGACUUUGUUGGGAAGGGCUCGUAAGUUCCCUGCGUACCGUUCACGUGCCCAAAAGAACCAUAUCGAACGAGCAGCAAUCAACACUCCUGUUCAGGGAAGUGCGGCUGAUGUUGCUAUGUGCGCUAUGCUGGAGAUAACAACAAAUGAACGUUUAAACGAGCUUGGUUGGAAGCUGCUUCUACAAGUUCAUGAUGAAGUAAUCUUGGAAGGACCAAGUGAAUCAGCCGAGUUAGCUAAAUCCAUAGUUGUGGACUGCAUGUGUAAACCUUUCAACGGCAAGAACAUUCUCUCAGUCGAUUUGUCUGUUGAUGCCAAGUGUGCUCAGAACUGGUAUGCUGCUAAGUAAGAUGAAUGGAGCCACGCUAUUCUUUUCUUCUCGGCUAACUGAAAGCUUAACUACGAGGCGUUGCUCUAGGUUUGUUUUUUGUUUAGCUCAUCAGCUUUGUAAAAAAUAUGUUCAUAUGCGGGAAAAAAACAAACGCUCACUUUGCUUAUCACAAUGAAAUCUAACUGUAUUGAAACAACUUUGUUAAGACGCAUGGCUUGUGUAAGUAAAUGUUAGGCUUUUGACAA